AUGUACUCUGGCCACAUCCGUGAACCAACUAUUAUUUUAGAAGCAGUUGCUUUAUAUGAUCUCUGGAUAUGGCAUGCAUUUUUUGGCAUGCCCGGUUCACAUAACGAUAUUAAUGUGCUAGAGAGAUCUUUUAUUUUCACGGAACUUGCCCAAGGGCGUGCUCCACCAGUCAAUUACACAAUCAAUGGCAACAACUACACUAUGGAGUACUACCUUGCCGAUGGUAUUUGUCCCAAGUGGUCAACGUUUGUAAAGACGAUUCCAUCACCUCAAGGGAAUAAGAAGAAAAACUUUGUUGCAGCACAAGAAUCUGCAAGAAAAGAUGUCGAGCGUGCUUUCGGGGUAUUUCAACAACGAUUUGUAAUCGUUCGUGGACCUUCUCGAUUAUUCAAAGUCAAUGACUUAACAAAUAUAAUGAAAGCAUGUGUUAUUUUACAUAACAUAAUCAUUGAGGACGAGCGUGAUGAUAAUCAGGGUCUAAACAUGGAGUAUGAUCAACUUGAGCUCGGCACAUCAUCAACUACAAGCAGAUUUAAUUGA
Molecule: messenger RNA, 540 nt
Organism: Juglans microcarpa x Juglans regia
Lineage: Eukaryota; Viridiplantae; Streptophyta; Magnoliopsida; Fagales; Juglandaceae
Exons: 1
Coding region: 1-540 (179 amino acids)
Source: RefSeq, a predicted model, not a curated record